Pieris rapae (cabbage white) is the source of this 1668-nucleotide messenger RNA. Its product is annotated as luciferin 4-monooxygenase. The record is from RefSeq and is a predicted model, not a curated record. NCBI's taxonomy places the organism in Eukaryota, Metazoa, Arthropoda, Insecta, Lepidoptera, Pieridae. Gene Ontology annotation, biological process: long-chain fatty acid metabolic process; fatty-acyl-CoA biosynthetic process. The transcript is spliced from 11 exons. Bases 12 to 1589 code for a protein of 525 amino acids. Gene Ontology annotation, molecular function: long-chain fatty acid-CoA ligase activity.
UCUCAAUAAAAAUGUUGAAAAGUAAAAACUACGUAUAUGGCGGAGACGAUGGCAUCAUACCUGCUCACAUACAUUUUGGAACAUUUAUGUUACUUCGUGCAAAAAAUUAUAAUACAAACAUAGCUCUGAUUGAUGCGGACACAGAUAAACGAAUGACGUUUAACGAAUUUGCGCAAUUAUCUGUGAACAUUGCACUAUCGCUGAAAAAGCUGGGAGUGGGUAUCGGCGAUGUGGUCUGUGUCUGUAGCGAGAAGAGGAUGGAAUUCAUGCCUACAAUAGUCGGAGUAUGCUGUACUGGAGCCAGUUUUGCUGCAGGAGACAAUAGCGUUAAAAAUGAUGCAUUUCUCUAUCGCUUGAAAAUCUUGAAUCCAAAAGUUUUGUUCAUAUCCCAAGCGUCGUAUGAAACACAUAAACAUAUGUUGUCUACAAUGAACAUAGAACAUAUAGUUAUAUAUGGUAAGGGAUCGGAGAAGACUUUCGAAGAGUUCCUCAGUGAAAGUGCUGAUGUAGAGGAUUUUGAAGCUACGCCAGUAGAGGGAUGGAAGGACAUUGCUGUAAUACAAUUUUCGUCAGGCACCACAGGACUUCCAAAGGCCGCGAAAUUUACGCAUUUGAACUUUAUACAAGCUAUAACACAGAGUAAAAGGAAAUACCAGGGGUUUGAUAUGAAUAAUAAAUACGCGGGUUCUAUGUCACUGGUGACGCGCGAGUGGUACUACACAUAUGGUCUAUUUCAUACAAUAAGUUCGUUGGCUCUUGGCGCCUGCGUUGUGUUCACUAGAGAGAACAUUAUUGAAGAUUUCCUUAGUGCUAUUGAAAAGUACAAGAUACAGUAUCUCCAAAUCGUCCCAAAUAGUUUAAUGGACAUAAAAAAUUGUGUUAAUCGUCAAAAAUAUGAUUUAUCAUCUGUGGAGCACAUUCAUAGUACCAGCUUACCUAUUGGUAAAGAUUUGAUAAGUGGUGUAAAAAUCGACUUUCCCAACGCCAAGGAUCUAAAACAAAGCUAUGGAAUGACAGAAUCAGGUUGUGUUAUACACGAGGAAAUCCCAAAGGGGGACAAAUUGGGGACCGUUGGAAUGGCCUGUGUGGGGACCGUUAUCAAGGUGGUUGAUAUAAAAACAAAUCAAACACUUGGGCCAAAUUGUCGCGGAGAGAUUCGUUUUAAAUCAUUAUCUUUGAUGGCUGGUUAUAUUGGUGAAACAGAUCGUGAUUAUUUGGAUGAUGAGGGGUUUUAUAAAACUGGUGACGUUGGGUAUUAUGAUGAUGACAAAUAUUUUUAUAUCGUGGACCGAAUCAAGCAUUUGCUGAAGUACAAAGGAGCAACGAUUUCACCAGCUGAAGUAGAGAUGGCGCUAAUCAAGCAUCCGGGUUUGAAAGACGUUGCCGUUACGUCAGAUCCGUUUAGCGAAGCGCCUGUCGCAUUCGUAGUGACUCAACCCGGCUGUGACGUCACACUACAAGAAAUGAAUGAUAUUCUUCACAUUGAGAUACCAUCAGCUAGUUUAUCAGAAAUUAGAUUUGUCGAGGCGAUACCUCGAGGCGUUGAAACGAAAAUUAACAGAAACGCGUUGAAAAACAUGUUAAAAUAGUUUUUAUAUACCAUAAAUGAAUUGUUCUAUAUAUUAAUUAUAACGUUAUUAAGAAUAUGACUACAUAUAUCAAUUACAA